Abrus precatorius (Indian licorice) is the source of this 1100-nucleotide messenger RNA. RefSeq names its product GDSL esterase/lipase At5g03610-like. Gene Ontology annotation, molecular function: hydrolase activity, acting on ester bonds. The coding region runs from base 44 to 1090 and encodes 348 amino acids. The transcript has 4 exons. The record is from RefSeq and is a predicted model, not a curated record. Lineage: Eukaryota; Viridiplantae; Streptophyta; Magnoliopsida; Fabales; Fabaceae.
UGUAUUACAUAUUUUCCAUCCUUAGGCUCCAAAGCUUCUCAUCAUGGACUCUCACAAGCACCUCUUCCCCCUUCUCUCCCUUUUCCUAAUUCUACAUCUCUCAGGACAAAGGGUGUUGCAAGCUGAGGCUCACUCUCAAUAUCUCCCAACAAAACUGUUCGUUUUUGGGGAUUCAUAUGCUGACACAGGCAACGUUAAGAAAGGGAUAUCAAAUUCAUGGAAAGACCCUUAUGGCGUCACCUUUCCCGGCAAACCCGCCGGUCGAUUUUCCGACGGUAGAGUCCUCACCGACUACAUUGCAAAGUAUUUGAAAGUGAAAUCGCCAAUCCCUUAUAAAUUGAGGAAACUGAUACCAGAGCAUGUGAAAUAUGGGAUGAACUUUGCAUUUGGGGGUACUGGUGUCUUUAACACGUCCACUCCGGGCCCAAACAUGACGGCGCAAAUUGAUUUGUUCCAUCAGGUCAUCAAAUACAAAGUGUAUUCUGCCUCAGAUCUCAGCAACUCUGUGGCCUUUGUCUCUGUCGCUGGAAAUGACUACAGUAAUUACUUGGUCACAAAUGGCUCUGCUCAGGGUUUACCAUAUUUUGUGGCCUCGGUGGUUAAUCAAACAACAAAUAAUCUGAUUCGCAUCAAAGGGUUGGGAGUGAAGAAAAUUGUUGUGGGUGGUCUACAACCCCUUGGAUGUCUUCCUCAGAUCACAGCCUCGACCUCAUUCCAACAUUGCAACGCCACCUCAAACGCCUUCGUUCUUCUCCAUAACAACCUCUUGAACCAAGCCGUGACCAAAUUGAACCAAGAAACGAAGGACCAUUCCACCUUCCUGGUCCUUAACCUUUACGACAGCUUCAUGUCAGUGCUGAACCACCCAUCAACCCACAACAUUCAUAACAAUUUGACGCCAUGCUGCGUUGGGGUAAGCAAUGAGUACUCGUGUGGGAGUGUGGACAACAACAUGGUUAAGAAAUAUCGAGUUUGUGAUGAUCCCAAAUCGGCUUUCUUUUGGGAUCUUGUGCACCCAACACAGGCUGGGUGGCACGCCGUGUAUAACAAGUUGCGAACAAUGAAUAACCUUCAACUCAUUCGUUACUAGCUCCCAGAAA